UAGUAAACAGGAAAAUUCUGACGGGCUCUUCGCCUUCCCCUCAAGAUACCCAGAAAAUGCCAGUGUAAAUCAUAAUACCUACGGUAUCAAUUAUACUUCUUUAUUUUUGCAACCUUUCCUUGAACCGGAUUUUUACUUUGUCCCGCUAUGGUCUUGAAAUUAAGCUAAUUAAAGACGCAAUUUUAACUUUCAAAUUUGAUCCACUAUGCGGCGCUGUUCCUUCAGCGUGAAGUUACCAAGACGUAACAGUACCAACUUUUAAUACAUGAGCUUUGACUCCCUGCUUCAAAUUACGUUGUUCAUCCAAUGAUUUUAAGAAAACUUUGGUGUUACAAUAGCACAGAUGUAUUUGUAGUCUAAAAUAUAUAUUUCAGAGUGAAAAUUAAAGAGGUCCAAAAAUGGACGAUAAAGAAAAACUACUGAUUCAUCCUUGGGACAGUUUGUCUACAAUAAACACGUUUGAUUUAGGCAAUGAUACAAGAUCUACGAUAUGCGUGGACAAUAACAGUAACCAGUCCAACAAACAAGUUGUGACUGUAGCUACACCAUCAACCAGUCUGUUGAUUGAAUCUCUUAUACAACAACUUUGUACAAUGUUCGAAGGCGAUAAAGUUCGUAGGAACAAAUUGUAUUUUGCAAUAUGCGAUAGACUUCAUGAUAUGGAAUUAAUCGAUAGCUCAUACAACUUGAUGGAAUUUGAAACUAUAAGAGGACAAUAUCAACAUGCACUGUAUCAUUUGGUUGCAGUUGCACGUGCAGCAACUGGUUGUGAAAGUCCGCUACACAUUUCUAGUUCGUUAAUAACUGACUGGUCUAGAUAUCACAGAGAGUUUCAAGAAAUAAGUUUCAUUGCUUCUGGAGGAUUUGGUAAUGUUUACAAAGCGCUGCACCGUCUGGAUGGUAUCGAGUACGCAGUGAAAAAAAUUGUGGUGCGUUCUGGGCGAGUUAAAAGCAUCAUGCAGCAUCUCGAAGAAGUGAAAACUAUUGCUAGAUUGAAUCACACCAACAUAAUUUCGUACAAAGGCGCGUGGAUCGAACCGUCGCUACCUUCAACUUUUUUACAAUGCUUACCAUCUUCGAGUCACUCUCCCAGCAAAAUAAAUUCUUUGGAUAAUAAAGGAAAAAACAGAUACAAGUCGUACACGAGUCAUAGCGUUACUACACAGAGUCAAUCGAAUAAUAUUACUAGUUCUAGUAGUCAGAGUAAAGAGGAGUUGGUUCCUAAUGAAAGUUACGAACAGGAUAAACUUUUAAUGCAGUGUGUUAAAAAGAAAAAUUACAAAUCUGGACGAAGAAUAAUCGAAGAAAAUUUUGGAGACGAUUGUAUGGAAAAAAAUUCAAAUAGUAUAUCUUUCAGGAGCGAUAGCAAGAAUGAAAAUAAUAAAACAGAGAAUAGUACGAAUUCCGACUCUAGCAAUUCAUUCGAAGAGUCCAAUAGCAACAACAAACUUUGUCCAUAUGUACCCCCAGUGGUGAAUUCUUUUAUUUUCAAGAAUGAACAGUAUGCAACAUUGUACAUCCAGAUGGCACUCUGUGAAAAAACUCUUCAGCAAUGGCUUGAUGAAAGGAGUGAGCUUCCUUCACAAGAAAUGAUCGUUACUAUUGUUACGCAAGUUCUUUGUGGGUUGGAUUAUAUACACUCGCAUGGAAUUGUACAUCAUGACAUAAAGCCAAGCAACAUAUUCAUAACAACGUCAAACCAUCUCCAAAUACAACUAGGUGAUUUUGGAUUGGCCUGUCCACUGCAGAGCGAAACUCAUCAUUCCAUUCUUGGUACACAUACCUAUGCUGCACCAGAGCAACUCCAAGGCAAAUGCGAUCCCAAAAGUGAUGUGUAUAGUCUGGGGAUAGUGCUUCUGGAGAUGUUAGUCCAUACAAAGACCCACAUGGAACGAGUAGAGAUAAUUGCAAAUUCAAAAAGGGGUCACUUGCCAAUGAUUCUGACUGCCACUUAUCCUAAAUGGGCACACAUAAUUAGUCAAUUAGUGCAAACAGAUCCUGAGAAACGACCAUCGACGAGUGAACUGUUGCAAAACUUUAACCAGGAUAAAGAUGUGACGAUAGCUCAGUUGAAAAGUGAUAUUUUAGAUAAAGACAAUAGAAUAGAAGAAUUGGAAAGGAGGAUAGCAAUGUUAGAAACACAAAUUGCUAAAUAUAAUAUACCGUUUGAUGACAGAUAAACUUUUGUGCGAAUCUAAACAAAUUUUUUAAGAAAAUUGAAUAGUAUUAUUUUUCUAAAAUAAAUUACAAAAUUGGAGGUGAGUGCAUUUGUUAUAUUAAUGUAUAAGACAUUUGUAAAUAUUUUUUGCAUUGUGUAUUUUAAUUUAAUUUUGUACAGUAUUAUAAAUAAAAGAUCUAUUCCUUCCUUUA
This is a messenger RNA of Hylaeus anthracinus, 2370 nucleotides long. RefSeq names its product eukaryotic translation initiation factor 2-alpha kinase 1-like. Gene Ontology annotation, biological process: protein phosphorylation. Bases 399 to 2180 code for a protein of 593 amino acids. Lineage: Eukaryota; Metazoa; Arthropoda; Insecta; Hymenoptera; Colletidae. The record is from RefSeq and is a predicted model, not a curated record. The transcript is spliced from 9 exons. Gene Ontology annotation, molecular function: protein kinase activity; ATP binding.